Molecule: messenger RNA, 318 nt
Organism: Naegleria fowleri
Lineage: Eukaryota; Heterolobosea; Eutetramitea; Acrasida; Naegleriidae
Exons: 2
Coding region: 1-318 (105 amino acids)
Biological process (GO): cilium assembly; microtubule-based process
Cellular component (GO): cytoplasmic dynein complex
Molecular function (GO): dynein light intermediate chain binding; dynein intermediate chain binding
Source: RefSeq, a predicted model, not a curated record
AUGUCCCAACCACAAGCUUCUUCUUCAUCUGGUCUGAAUUCAUCCUCCUCCUCUUCGAAUGGAGUGGUUAUUAAAACGGUCGACAUGACCGAAGAAAUGAAAGAAAUGGCAAUCAGUGUCACACAACAAGCCAUGGAAAAGUACACGAUCGAAAAAGACAUUGCAUCAUUUAUUAAAAAACAAUUCGAUGAAGUUUAUGGAAAAUAUUGGCAUUGCAUUGUCGGAAAGAGUUUCGGAAGUAUGGUCACGUACGAAUCAAAGUGUUUUAUUUACUUUAUUUUCUCUGGUUUAACAAUUUUAUUGUUCAAAUCAGGAUGA